This is a messenger RNA of Lindgomyces ingoldianus, 1330 nucleotides long. RefSeq lists its product as uncharacterized. The record is from RefSeq and is a predicted model, not a curated record. The transcript is spliced from 2 exons. Lineage: Eukaryota; Fungi; Ascomycota; Dothideomycetes; Pleosporales; Lindgomycetaceae. Bases 26 to 1309 code for a protein of 427 amino acids.
CUCAGCAACCACUCCCAUCCGCGCGAUGCGACCCGUUCGGUUGAUACUGCUUGCGGGCGCUCUUUCGAGUGUUGUUACCGCUGCCGAAGACGCGAUCAGUGGCAGCCCGAUCCCCUCAUGCGCGCAAUGGCGCGACUCGGCGCCAGAUGCCUGUCUGCAGCCUCUGGACGCAGUUACGACUGUAGUCGCUGGUUCUUACUAUGUUGCAAAGCUGCCAUGUCUGGAUUGUCCCACUCUGGAAUAUACGGGGAAUGGACCAACCCGGAAACACUUCAUCACGCAGAAGGAGAAUAGCUUGCUCUACAAUAUAUCGCUCUCCCGCGACCGACACGAUCUGCUCCUUAAUUCAAUGUCCAUCACCCCUCCUCUCUCUCUCCGCUCCAACGGCGAACCCCCACAAGUCUACGUCCCGCAAGUCAAUCCCAACUUUAGUCGCGCAGAUUUAGACACGUCUAUUGCGUGUGUAGGAAUGCCAUGCAACGAUUAUAGUGGAGCAUGCUUCUGCUUGGAGCCAAGCAAUAGUCUCGUCAGCCUGGACUACGAUUACGCCGCAUCCGAAAUGGAAUCCGAUGAGACAACAGCAAGUUGGAAGAUUACAUUCGAUGCGAUUGGUGGACAGGACGGAUAUAUGGAUGACCCGGACUGGGUGUUCAAUAGUACCGCACAGCAAAUGCUGCAGAUUACCAUCCAGGGGACUAUCGACUCGGUCCAUGAUGCGGAGGACAACGAGGUAGUGCAGGCUUCAUCAACCCUCUUCGGCGCAGUCGAGGCGCAACCAAAGCCACGGUAUACUUUCGAAAUAGUCGACGUGCAGCUAGUGGGGCGCAGUUACAUGUUCACAUCACCCCAUCGCUCUUUGUGGGACAGAAUCCGCUUCUUCUUCGGCUUCGAGACACGGCGUCCAGACGGCCAUAUAAUCUACCGAGAGAGAGAGUGGAGCUGGGCGAAGAAGGGAACACUCAAGAACGGCCUCCUCACCAUCUGGAAUGACUGGGACUGGACUCUCAUGAUCAUCAUUGUAUUCAGCAUCCUUGGCGGAGUCGUUGCGCUCUAUGGGCUAUAUCUCCUGGCCAAGGCCAUCAUGCUACAACACGAGCUUGCAAGCAGUGGAGGCAUGGAUGAGGUAUGGCGGCAUAUCCGCCGAGGGAGAGAUGACGACGAAGAAGAGGGCCUCCUCGAUGGACAAGAAGACGACGAGGACCCUGAGUCCCCUCACCCGGAAUUUCACACCCCGAGAGCAAAGCCACUACCGAGCAAGCCUCUGCCGGAGAAACCGUUACCAGAUGUGCCAUUACUAGAUGAUGCUUAAGGACAGAUCAAGUAAAUCAAG